Messenger RNA from Lycium barbarum (goji berry), 724 nucleotides. RefSeq names its product calcium-binding protein KRP1-like. The record is from RefSeq and is a predicted model, not a curated record. The transcript has a single exon. NCBI's taxonomy places the organism in Eukaryota, Viridiplantae, Streptophyta, Magnoliopsida, Solanales, Solanaceae. The coding region runs from base 138 to 497 and encodes 119 amino acids. Gene Ontology annotation, molecular function: calcium ion binding.
AGAAUUAACCCCUUUAUCUCCCCCUCCCCCUUUAUAUAUAUUAAAGAAGAUCAACAUAUUGUUCCCCACUUCAAGAAUCAUCAAUCAAACAAAAAGAGCAAAAGAAAAAAGAGGUUCUUUUAUUUUUCAAGAACAUAAUGGCAGGUACAAAAACCAAUGAUUUUCAAGAUAUGUUACCCAUGAUGGCAAAUAAGCUAGGUGGGGAUGGUUUAAUAAGGGAGUUGUGUAAUGGUUUUAAGCUAUUGAUGGAUAAGGAAAGAGGGGUUAUUACUUUUGAGAGUUUGAAGAAAAAUUCAGCACUUCUUGGUUUACAAAAUUUGAGAGAUGAUGAGUUGAUGAGUAUGUUAAAAGAAGGUGAUUUGAAUGGUGAUGGUGCACUUGAUCAAAUGGAAUUUUGUGUACUUAUGUUUAGAUUGAGUCCUGAAUUGAUGGAAGAAUCUGAAGAUUUGCUUGAAAUUGCUCUUGAACAAGAAUUCAAGACUAAUUCAGCUAGGUGAUUUGUGUCCAAUUAUUAGGGAAAUCAAUUGCUGUCUCAUUCUGUACUUUGAUUUUUCUUUCUUGGGGAUCUUGAAUUUGUCUUGUUUCAUGUUCAAAUUUGGAAGGAGAAAUGUAAUAGCAAAGCUAGAAACAAGAAUUGGGAAUUUGAUUUCUUGCCCCAAAUAUACAAAUACUUUUUUGUAAUUUCUGUUUCUUUUUUUCUUUCAGGAUUCAUUUCAUUCUUCUA